AUGCCUUCUAAUGACUUUGUCCGAACUGUAUCUCGGAGUUUUCGUGUGCUCGUGAUCGGUGGCUCUUAUGGCGGUCUGGCAGCCGCAUUAGCUCUGAUCGACCUUUCACAGGGUCGCAUUGCCCGCUUCAACAGCAACCCAGAUACUAAAGCCCCGGCGCAUCGCAUUCCAAUCCAGAUCACUGUAGUUGAUAAAAGAGACGGCUAUUUCCAUCUCAUCGGAUCUCCAAAGGCCCUGGCCUGUGACAGGUUCGCAUCGCAGGCAUGGACUCGAUUCAGCGAUAUCCCCGGCUUGAAAUCUCCCGAUCUCAGCUUCAUCCAGGGAAGCGUCAGUUCAGUAGACUUCGCUGGAAAGGUCGCCCAUAUCAUCGAUGCGGAAAGCAAAUUCAACCGGACAGAGUCUUAUGACUACCUGAUUGCAAGCUCAGGGUUGCGACGAUCGUUCCCCACGGUACCUCAAUCCUUGCGACGAGAUGAGUUCCUCAACGAAGCGAAGGAGCACAUGGCAAAUGUAAAAAGUGCCCGUGAUGGCGUCACUAUUGUUGGUGGAGGUGCUGUCGGUGUCGAGAUGGCAGCCGAAUUGAAGGUCCUUCAUCCUCAACAAAAAAUUACUUUAAUCCAUUCCCGAAACCGCCUGCUUUCAUCAGAGCCAUUGCCAGAUGAUUUUGCCGAGCGUGCGCUUUCACUAUUACAGGAAGCCGGUGUCGAGGUAAUCCUAGGCCAACGCGUCAUUGACACAACAGCCGUGGACACAGAGCCCGAGAACCGAGUCUGGAGCCUUACGCUUAGUGAUGGUCGGCAGCUCAAAACUGGCUACGUUGUGAGCGCGAUCUCGCAAUCCAUCCCGACAUCAACAUAUUUGCCAAAAGAAGUAUUGAAUGAGGAAGGAUACAUCAAAGUGCACCGCUCACUUCAAUUCUCAGAAGCAAUUCCCAACGCCGAGAACCACUGGGCAGUGGGAGACAUCGCAGCGUGGGAAGGUAUCAAGCGCUGUGGUGGCGCAAUGCACAUGGGCCAUUAUGCCGCCAUGAACAUUCAUCGGCACAUGACCGCAGAAUGCACUGGCGAGAAGCCAGAAUUCUUGACCUUGCAGCCUUUCCCGUCUGUGAUGGGAUUGGCUGUUGGCCACAAGGCCGUCAGCUAUACCCCGAGUGAGGGCACCCGGCAUGGUGAAGAUCUUCUGGCAAGCUUGUUCGGGAAGGACAUGGGAAAUACCAUUUGCUGGAACUAUAUGCGCCUCGGUGAGGCAUGCUAG
Molecule: messenger RNA, 1254 nt
Organism: Penicillium canescens
Lineage: Eukaryota; Fungi; Ascomycota; Eurotiomycetes; Eurotiales; Aspergillaceae
Product: putative pyridine nucleotide-disulfide oxidoreductase AMID-like
Exons: 5
Coding region: 1-1254 (417 amino acids)
Cellular component (GO): cytoplasm
Molecular function (GO): electron-transferring-flavoprotein dehydrogenase activity; flavin adenine dinucleotide binding
Source: RefSeq, a predicted model, not a curated record